Messenger RNA from Centruroides sculpturatus (bark scorpion), 573 nucleotides. RefSeq names its product probable insulin-like peptide 5. Bases 76 to 459 code for a protein of 127 amino acids. The record is from RefSeq and is a predicted model, not a curated record. Gene Ontology annotation, molecular function: hormone activity. NCBI's taxonomy places the organism in Eukaryota, Metazoa, Arthropoda, Arachnida, Scorpiones, Buthidae. Gene Ontology annotation, cellular component: extracellular region. The transcript has 3 exons.
UGGGCGAAUGCUAACGGUAUAUAAGCGAGAAUUCCUUCGUUUAGUUACCAUUCCUAAACAAGAAGUAGCAUCAGCAUGAAGACAGAUGUUCGUUCUACAUUACUUUGCCUCACUUUUACAUGGGUAUGCAUGGCACAUUUGGUUUCUUCUUCUCCAUUCCAACAUCGUUCCAAUGAACGAAGAAGUAUAAAGGCUUGUGGUUCCAUAUUGGCAGAAACGGUUAGAUUGGCUUGCAGCACCAUAACCACCACACCCAUUCCCGAGGACAAGAGAUUUGCUUACAACUACGAUGAUCUUUUAUAUCCUGAUUUGAAUCUUUUAAGUAAAUCAUAUGGAUUUGCGAAUCCGAGAUUGGCUUCUUCGUUCCUCUCCCAACAGAAUAAGAAGAGAGGAAUUGUAGACGAAUGCUGCCGGAAGAGUUGUACUUUCGAACAUCUUCUUCUCUAUUGUCCUACGUAAUCUACUAAUUAAAUACAUUUUUUGUAAUAUUUUUAAAUCGAAAUGCGAAAAAACGUGAACUAAUUUGAAUUGGAAACGUGAUUGAAUCUAAAUUUUUGUUUAUUUGAAAAUAAA